AUGGCAGGAGAACAGAAACCGUCCUGCAAUCUUCUAGAGCAGUUUAUUUUACUAGCCAAAGGUACAAGUGGCUCAGCUCUGACUGCUCUUAUAAAUCAAGUGCUGGAGGCUCCUGGGGUUUAUGUCUUUGGAGAGCUAUUGGAGUUAACAAAUGUGCAAGAGCUUGCUGAAGGGUCUAAUGCUGCUUAUUUCCAGUUGCUGAACCUGUUUGCAUACGGAACGUACCCAGACUAUGUAGCAAACAAAGAUAACCUGCCUGAAUUAACAAUGACUCAGAAAAACAAGCUGAAACACUUGACAAUUGUAAGCCUGGCUUCUAGGAUGAAGUGCAUUCCCUAUUCUGUGUUGCUGAAGGACCUGGAUAUGAGGAACCUGCGGGAGCUGGAAGAUCUGAUUAUUGAAGCGGUUUAUACAGAUAUUAUCCAGGGGAAGCUGGAUCAACGAAACCAGGUGCUAGAGGUGGAUUUUUGUAUCAGCAGAGACAUUCAGAAGAAGGACAUCAGUAACAUUGUCAAAACACUCCAGGAAUGGUGUGAUGGUUGUGAAGCGGUUCUUUUAGGAAUUGAGCAGCAAGUACUUAGAGCCAACCAAUACAAAGAGAACCAUCACCGAACUCAACAGCAGGUGGAGAUGGAGGUCACAAACAUAAAGAAAACAUUAAAAGCUACAGCCUCGUCGUCGGCACAGGAGAUGGAACAGCAGCUGGUAGAGCGCGAGUGCCCUCCACACACAGAACAAAGGCAGCCCACAAAGAAGAUGUCCAAAGUCAAAGGGCUGGUCUCCAGCCGCCACUAGAACAUACCAUUUAAAUGUCAUUCAGCUAGGAAUGACAACAGGAGGAGCCAAAAAGGGCCUGUGUCUCCUUUUCCAGUGGGUUCUGGGCCAGUCUCUUCCAGGCUGGCAAGUAAAAGCACUGUUUGAAUACAGCUCCCAGUUAGCAGCACCUGGCUAAGUUACACUGUGCAGCCCCUAUGAAUCUCCAGGUUAUCCCUGCUCUGGGCCUGUAAAGAG
This is a messenger RNA of Merops nubicus (carmine bee-eater), 1011 nucleotides long. It is a transcript of the gene COPS7B, whose product is annotated as COP9 signalosome subunit 7B. Gene Ontology annotation, biological process: COP9 signalosome assembly. Gene Ontology annotation, cellular component: COP9 signalosome. The transcript has 6 exons. The coding region runs from base 1 to 795 and encodes 264 amino acids. The record is from RefSeq and is a predicted model, not a curated record. Lineage: Eukaryota; Metazoa; Chordata; Aves; Coraciiformes; Meropidae.